ACAGCCUGCUAGGUUACUAAAACUGCUUUGCAUCGAAGGAACUGCUUCUACUCGGGCAUGUAUUAUGUUUCGUUUCGGCUGUGAUUUAUAUGUGCAAUGUUAUUUGUGAGAUAUUUGUGCUGCUGCUUAUGUUUUCCUGGUUAACAUGCUUGCGCUAUGUUAACUGUGAGAUAUCUUGGUUCCUUUUGCAUCUCAUAAUGGCUGACCAAUCCUGUUUUUGUCAUCAACGCUUGGCAUGCUUCUUGUCCAGGGCCAUGGAUGGCGGGUGGGACUUCCAGACGGGCCUCCCGGACCUCUCUGGUCCCUCCAACACACCUUAUCAAGACAUGCUCAAUAUUAAUUUUGAAGCACCGGGUGCAGCAGCUGGUAGUCCGGCCUUUCAGCCCGGUUCCAGCCAAGGUGGUUCGGGGAAGGCGCGCAAGAAAAUUGUGUCCAGACCGAAGCAAAACAACUUUUCAAUCGAGGAAGACAAAAACCUAGUGUCCAGCUGGCUCAAUGUGAGCUUGGAUGCAGUUAAAGGCGCGGGCCAGCGCAAGGCUUCAUUUUGGAAGGCCAUUGAACGGAACUACAAUGCCCAUAAAGGGCCCAUCUACCCUAUCCGCUCCCUUCGCAGCCUUGAGGGUCGCUGGUCUGAUAUUAAGGAACAAGCAAAUAAGUUUGAGAGCCACUACAACAAUGUCCUUAAUGAGAGGCGCAGUGGCUACAGCGAUAUGGACAAGAUCGCAGCAGCCAUUGAGUUGUACAAUAGUCUCGAAGAUAGGCCGUUCAGCACGAUCCACUGCUGGGAGAUGCUUCGCAACGAACCUAAGUGGAUGGACCUAAACAACCGUGGAAAGCUGGACCGAGGUCGGGUCCCCGAAGAUGUUAAUGCGCCCAUCGAUCUCACAGAAUCUGGAUGUGGGGAAGCCGGGAGCGAGAGUCAGAUUGGUACUUCCAAGAGGCCUCCGGGGAGGGACAUUUCGAGGUCAGGCAAACGGACUUGCUCCAGUGGGUCUCCUAGUGAUGCAGGGUCCGAGUUCUCUUCUAUGCUGUCUGCAAUGCACAUCCAGAAGAUGGACUUGAUCAGGACAUUUGACGGUUCUGUGGCAAGCAAAAUGGACCGGCUGGUUACCAUUCAGGAAGAGCACAUUGAGUUGAAGAAGAAAAAAGAUGCCCGGGAGCAGGAGUUACGGGACGAGCGCAUCAUGGCUAUUGACCUGACCACUUGCAAUCCCGGACAGCGUGUCCUGUACGAGGCAAUGCAGCGAGAGAUUUUACAGCGGUGGGGUGCACGCAACAAAGAUGCUCCGUAGAUUGUUCUAUUACUUUUACUG
Molecule: messenger RNA, 1313 nt
Organism: Panicum virgatum (switchgrass)
Lineage: Eukaryota; Viridiplantae; Streptophyta; Magnoliopsida; Poales; Poaceae
Exons: 3
Coding region: 90-1292 (400 amino acids)
Source: RefSeq, a predicted model, not a curated record